This is a messenger RNA of Carlito syrichta (Philippine tarsier), 1351 nucleotides long. It is a transcript of the gene SGCA, whose product is annotated as sarcoglycan alpha. Gene Ontology annotation, molecular function: calcium ion binding. The annotation marks the transcript as partial. The transcript has 9 exons. The record is from RefSeq and is a predicted model, not a curated record. NCBI's taxonomy places the organism in Eukaryota, Metazoa, Chordata, Mammalia, Primates, Tarsiidae. Gene Ontology annotation, cellular component: sarcoglycan complex; membrane.
CCAUUCCUGCUCCUGUCUGCCGUCCGCCGCCCCUGAGAGGCAAAAAUGUCAAGGUGAUUCUGGGACAGACGCCGCCUUGCCUGAGUGGAUGCUGACUCUGGAAUUCGGUGACCCUCCAGGGACGGGCGGACAGUCAGGUGGAACUUGGUCGGGAAGGGAUUGCACGGGACCGAGGCUGGUCUGUGUAUUUGGGACUUGUGGGGUACUCACAGGUCUCCUGGCAAGUCUGGAGGGCACCGAGGCCCAGCAGACCACCCUGUACCCACUUGUGGGCCGCGUCUUCGUGCACACCUUGGACCACGCGACCUUCCUGCGCCUUCCGGAGCAUGUUGCUGUCCCACCCACCGUCUCCAUCACCUACCAUGCCCACCUCCAGGGACACCCAGACCUGCCCCGGUGGCUCCGCUACACCCAGCGCAGCCCCCGCCACCCGGGGUUCCUCUACGGCUCUGCCACCCCAGAAGACCGCGGGCGCCAGAUCAUCGAGGUCACAGCCUACAAUCGGGUCAGCUUUGACACCACUCGGCAGAGGCUGGUGCUGGUGAUCGGAGACCCAGAAGGCCCCCUGCUGCCCUACCAAGCCGAGUUCCUGGUGUGUAGCCACGAUGUGGAGGAGGUGCUGCCCUCCACGCCUGCCAGCCGCUUCCUCAUGGCCUUGGGGGGGCUCUGGGAGCCAGGAGAGCUCCAGCUGCUCAACAUCACUUCCGCCUUGGACCGCGGGGGCCGUGUCCCCCUUCCCAUUGAGGGCCGCAAAGAAGGGGUGUACAUCAAGGUGGGCUCAGCCUCGCCCUUCUCUACCUGCCUGAAGAUGGUGGCAUCCCCCGACAGCCACGCCCGCUGCGCCCAGGGCCAGCCUCCACUUCUGUCCUGCUAUGACACCUUGGCACCCCACUUCCGCGUUGACUGGUGCAAUGUGACCCUGGUGGACAAGUCGGUUCCAGAGCCCGCAGAUGAGGUGUCCACCCCAGGUGACGGGAUCCUGGAGCACGACCCAUUCUUCUGCCCACCCACGGAGGCCCCGGACCGUGACUUCCUGGCGGAUGCCCUGGUCACCCUCCUGGUCCCCCUGCUGGUGGCCCUGCUGCUCACCUUGCUGCUAGCCUACGUUAUGUGCUGCCGGCGGGAGGGACGGCUGAAGAGAGACCUGGCUACCUCUGACAUCCAGAUGGUUCACCACUGCACCAUUCACGGGAACGCAGAGGAGCUGCGGCAGAUGGCGGCCAGCCGCGAGGUGCCCCGGCCACUCUCCACCUUGCCCAUGUUCAACGUGCGCACGGGCGAGCGGCUGCCUCCCCGUGUGGACAGCGCCCAGGUGCCCCUCAUCCUGGACCAGCACUGACGCCCCGGUCAG